This is a messenger RNA of Thlaspi arvense, 4328 nucleotides long. NCBI's taxonomy places the organism in Eukaryota, Viridiplantae, Streptophyta, Magnoliopsida, Brassicales, Brassicaceae. The record is from the annotation of a GenBank genome assembly.
AUGCCGUUCCCUCUCGGUGUACGCUUCAUUACUCAUUCUCUUCCCUGUACUUAUCCCGCUUCCAUGAACUCCGGCGCACUAAUCUACUCCUUCCGCUCAGUCCCUAUUCUCUCAAAGGCAUUUCCUUUGAGGUUAACAUACCUUGGUUUAGGGUCCCGCGUCAGUUUCUCUACUAGAACAGAGAGAAUCCGACCCGAAUUCAGGAGGCCGAAUCGUGAUGGAGGAGAGAUUCGCGCGUCCAAGAGCUUGAUUGAGGAUGAGGCAGAGCUCAGUGAUUGGGUGAGCGACUUGAAGACUAGUUCGUUGCGUGCGAAGUUCACGAGCGACGAAGAUGACUCGGGUCCAGACCGUGUUCGUAGAAAUGUAGACAGAGACAGCAGUAGAGGUCCGAAGAGGGGAAGGGAAAGCCAAUCCGAUAGGUUCGGUGGGUCGAGAAGGGAAGGCCAAUCCGAUAGGUUCGGUGGCUCGAGAAGGGAAGGCCAAUCCGAUAGGUUCGGUGGCUCGAGAAGGGAAGGCCAGUCCGAUAGGUUCGGUGGCUCGAGAAGGGAAGGCCAGUCUGAUAGGUUCGGUGGCUCGAGAAGGGGAAAGGAGGGUGAAAUCGAUAGAUUUGAGGGUUCGAACAGGAGGAUAACCAGCGGCGAGCCGGUUGAGUCGUUUAGGAACAAGCGGGUAGGUGAUCGAGAAGGCGUAAGGAACGGUCGGAUUCAAGGAAAUAGUAGUGAGUCGUCUCUUCGUGGAAGGAAAGAGAGAAAUGUAGAUGCAGGGUUUAGGAGAGAGGGGGGUUUGGGGAAACAGACUAGAGAUUCAAGUCAGGAAGAGGAAGAUAGUAGUGACGAGGACGAGAAGAGAGUUGCAUUGGGAAGCAUUGAUGAUUUGCUUAGUGAAGAUAGUAGUGAUGUUGACGAUGAAGAUGAAUAUGAUGAGCCUCUUAUUAAGAAUGCGGCUUCUGCUAAGGCUGUAGAGGCUGAUGAGCCAAGGACUGAAAAUGCUAAAACUUCAGAUUCUUACUUAUCUAAGACAAGAUUUGAUCAAUACCCACUGUCUCCCUUAUCGCUAAAAGCCAUCAAGGAUGCGGGAUUUGAGACAAUGACUGUUGUGCAGGAGGCUACUCUUCCUAUCAUUCUCAAAGGUAAAGAUGUGCUAGCCAAGGCCAAAACAGGCACUGGAAAAACUGUUGCAUUUUUGCUUCCAUCAAUUGAAGCUGUUAUCAAAUCUCCUCCUGCAAGCCGAGAUGUUAGGCAACCUCCAAUUGUUGUGCUUGUGGUAUGCCCUACUCGGGAACUUGCCAGUCAAGCUGCUGCAGAAGCAAAUACCUUGCUCAAGUAUCACCCAUCUAUUGGUGUACAAGUUGUGAUUGGAGGCACAAAGCUUCCUACAGAGCAAAGGCGUAUGCAAACAAAUCCUUGCCAGAUUCUUGUGGCUACACCUGGAAGGCUCAAAGACCAUAUCGAGAAUACUUCUGGAUUUGCGACAAGGUUGAUGGGUGUGAAAGUCCUAGUCCUUGAUGAAGCUGAUCAUCUCUUGGACAUGGGUUUCCGGAGGGACAUUGAGAGGAUAAUCGCUGCUGUUCCUAAGCAGAGACAAACAUUUUUGUUUUCUGCCACGGUACCUGAAGAGGUCCGCCAAAUAUGCCAUAUUGCUCUGAAACGGGAUCAUGAGUUCAUCAAUUGUGUUCAAGAGGGUUCUGACGAGACGCAUCAAAAGGUCACACAAAUGUACAUGAUUGCUUCUCUGGAUAGACAUUUCUCGCUUCUACAUGUGCUUCUUAAAGAACACAUGGCAGAUAAUGUGGACUAUAAGGUUAUUAUUUUCUGCACAACUGCUAUGGUCACAAGAUUGGUGGCUGAUCUGCUUGGUCAGCUAAGCCUGAACGUCAGAGAGAUCCAUUCUAGAAAACCGCAGGGUUACAGAACCAGAGUUUCUGAUGAGUUCCGCAAGUCCAAGAGUAUUAUCCUUGUAACAUCCGAUGUAUCUGCUCGAGGUGUCGAUUAUCCUGAUGUGUCACUAGUCGUACAGAUGGGAUUGCCAUCAGACAGAGAACAAUACAUACAUAGACUUGGCAGAACCGGUCGGAAAGGUAAGGAAGGGGAAGGUGUGCUAUUGUUAGCGCCAUGGGAAGAAUACUUCUUAUCUUCCGUCAAAGACUUGCCUAUCACCAAGUCUCCUCUACCGCCAAUAGAUCCUGAGGCUGUGAAAAAGGUGCAGAGAGGGCUUAGCCAAGUGGAUAUGAAGAACAAGGAGGCGGCGUAUCAGGCGUGGUUGGGUUACUACAAAUCUCAGAAGAUGAUUGCAAGAGACACGACCAGACUGGUGGAGUUGGCCAAUGAGUUUAGCCGCAGCAUGGGACUUGACAUCCCUCCAGCUAUCCCAAAAAAUGUUCUUGGCAAGAUGGGUCUCAAAAACUUCCCUCUCGGUCGACGCUUCCAUCUACUCGUCUCGUUUUCCAUGAGUUCCGAUGGAUCCAAAUCCGGUCGGAAGAGACGAGAGAUUCGCGCAAAACAUUUGAAGACUAGCUCGUUGCGUGGGAAGCUCACGAGUGACAACGAGGAUGACUCGGGAAACCUAGUCAGAGACAACAACAACAGGAGGGGUCCGAAGAGGGCAAGGGAAGGAAAAUCUGAUAAUGACGACAAUGAGCCUCUUGUUAAGAAAGCGGCUCCUACUAAGGCUGUAGAGGCUGUUACGCCAAUGACUGAAAUUGCCAAGACCUCAGAUUCUUACUUGUCUAAGACAAGAUUUGAUCAGUUCCCACUGUCUCCCUUGUCGCUGAAAGCAAUCGUGGAUGCUGGAUUUAAGACAAUGACUGUUGUGCAAGAGGCUACUCUUCCUAUCAUUCUCAAAGGUAAAGAUGUGCUAGCCAAGGCCAAAACAGGCACUGGGAAAACCGUUGCAUUUUUGCUUCCAUCAAUUGAAGCUGUUCUCAAAUCUCCUGCUGCAAGCCGGGAUAAUAAGCAACCCCCAAUUAUUGUGCUUGUGGUAUGCCCCACUCGGGAACUUGCUUGUCAAGCUGCUGCAGAAGCAAAGAUCUUGCUGAAGUACCACUCAUCUAUUGGUGUUGAAGUUGUGAUUGGAGGCACGAAGCUUCCUUCAGAGCAAAGGCGUAUGCAAAAGAAUCCUUGCCAGAUUCUAGUGGCUACACCUGGAAGGCUGAAAGACCAUAUUGAUAACACGUCUGGAUUUGCCACAAGGUUGAAGGGUGUGAAGGUCCUUGUACUUGAUGAAGCUGAUCAUCUCUUGGACAUGGGUUUCCGAAGGGAUAUUGAGAGGAUAAUCGCCUCGGUUCCUAAGCAGAGACAAACAUUUUUAUUCUCUGCCACGGUAUCUGAAGAGGUCCGCCAAAUAUGCCAUGUUGCUCUGAAACGGGAUCAUGAGUUCGUUAAUUGUGUUCAAGAGGGUUCUGACGAGACGCAUCAAAAGGUCACACAAAUGUACAUGAUUGCAUCACUAGAUAGACAUUUCUCGCUUAUAUAUGUGCUUCUUAAAGAACACAUCGCAGCUAAUGUGGACUAUAAGGUUAUUAUUUUCUGCACGACUGCUAUGGUCACAAGAUUGGUGGCUGAUCUGCUUGGUCAGCUAAGCCUGAACGUCAGAGAGAUCCAUUCUAGAAAACCGCAGAGUUACAGAACCAGAGUUUCUAAUGAGUUCCGCAAGUCCAAGAGUAUUAUCCUUGUAACAUCUGAUGUAUCUGCUCGGGGUGUCGAUUACCCUGAUGUGUCGCUUGUCUUACAGAUGGGAUUGCCAUCAGACAGGGAACAAUACAUACAUAGACUUGGCAGAACAGGUCGGAAAGGGAAGGAAGGGGAAGGUGUACUAUUGUUGGCACCAUGGGAAGAAUACUUCUUAUCUUCCGUCAAAGACUUGCCUAUUACCAAGUCUUCUCUACCGCCAAUAAACCCUGAGGCUGUGAAAAAGGUUCAGAAGGGGCUUGGCCAAGUGGAUUUGCAGAACAAGGAAGCUGCGUAUCAAGCGUGGCUGGGUUACUACAAAUCUCAGAAGAAGAUUGCAAGAGACACGACCAGACUGGUGGAGUUAGCCAAUGAGUUUAGCCGAGCUAUGGGACUUAGCACCCCACCAGCUAUCCCUAGAAAUGUUCUUGCCAAGAUGGGUCUUAGAAACGUUCCUGGUCUUAGAACCAAGUAGAUUUUUGAUUCUCUAAUGUUUUGCUUUUCUUUUUAAAACUUGCUAGUGUAAUAUUUCUUGUCAUUCUUACAACAGAAAAAAACUAUCGACACUUACCUCCUUAUGAAGGUCUUUUUGGGAAAUGGCUUGGGAUCAAUGAAUUUUAGUGUUUCACUUUAACUUAAAAAAAGGUAUAUUUCGAGCUUAAA